GGCUAUUACUAUAUUAAGUUGCUCUUGUAUAUAUUCUAGCAAUCAAGCAGAAACUAUCAUCCCCUGCAACUGCUACGUCCAUGGCUGCGGUCUCGCUGUCAUUUGCAGUCUUCCUCUUCUCCCUCACUACCAUCUUUCUUUUCUCCAUCUCAUCAUGGGAAGCUGAGGCUCAUCCAGUAUCUACUUUGAUCAAGAAAAAGCUUUACAACAACUUGUUUCUACACAAGGACGACAAGGCAUGCCCUGCAAAUGACUUCUAUACCUACCGCUCCUUCAUCAAGGCAACCAAAUUCUUCCCGGAAUUCGGCACCACUGGAAGUCUAGCCACCCGAAAGCUCGAGAUUGCAGCAUUUCUUGCUCAGAUCUCUCACGAGACCACGGGAGGGUGGGCUACUGCCCCCGACGGACCAUAUUCGUGGGGUUUGUGCUAUAAAGAGGAAAUCAGUCCGACCAACAAUUACUGUGAUGAUACCAACAAAGAGUGGCCAUGCUAUCCUGGCAAAUCUUACAAAGGAAGAGGACCAGUUCAAUUAUCUUGGAACUAUAAUUAUGGCCAGGCAGGCAAGGCAUUAGGGUUUGAUGGGCUAAAGAAUCCAGAAUUAGUAGCAAACAGUUCCAUCAUCGCAUUCAAAACGGCUUUAUGGUUCUGGAUGACUGAGCAAAAGCCGAAGCCCUCAUGCCACGAUGUCAUGGUAGGUCGAUAUGCGCAAACGCAAGCUGAUGUGGCGGCGAAUAGGACUGCCGGGUUCGGGAUGGUGACGAACAUCAUCAACGGUGAACUCGAGUGCGGAAUAGGUAGCGAUGCACGAGUGAAUGAUCGAAUUGGUUAUUUCAAAAGAUAUGCUAGUCUGUUUACUGUUCAGACCGGGCCAAAUUUAGAUUGUGAAAAUCAAAAAUCCUUUUAAAAUUUGUGACAGAUUUAUUAGUUAAUUCGCAAGUCUGUUGUAUGUAUGUUACUGUUUUGACAUGCAGCCAUCACUAUCUAAAAUAAUAAUGUACAUUAUAGCUAGUGAGCUAUAUAUGGAUCUUAUUGUCUGGUAGUUUAUUUCUCUAUAAUUCUGUAUGAGAUUAAAAGAAUAGAAUAUGUAGUAAUGCUUAAAUCAUGGAGUCAUUGUUAUAUAUGAAAGGAAAAAAAGGUCAAAUUAAGCACAAAAGAAAGGAGUUGUUUAUUGUACUAUGAUGUAUAUCAUAUAAUUAUUUACA
Messenger RNA from Rosa rugosa (rugosa rose), 1203 nucleotides. RefSeq names its product chitinase 10. The transcript has 2 exons. Bases 81 to 905 code for a protein of 274 amino acids. Lineage: Eukaryota; Viridiplantae; Streptophyta; Magnoliopsida; Rosales; Rosaceae. Gene Ontology annotation, molecular function: chitinase activity. The record is from RefSeq and is a predicted model, not a curated record. Gene Ontology annotation, biological process: carbohydrate metabolic process; chitin catabolic process; cell wall macromolecule catabolic process.